GUCGACGACAUCUUGGCGCCAUUGAUGGGUUGCCUUGCAAUAGUUUGAGGCGCUUUCGGUCGUCGAGUGUGACUUACAAUACAGCAUCCGCUACUAGCUUUGCCUUCCCAAACGACAGAGCUCUAGGAGCUCUCCCACUGCCCCUCCACCUCCCAUAGAGGAGCUUCGGUCCAGCCCAAAGACGAGACGAUUGUCGACGACGCUUAGUCCAGCCAUGUUGCGUCUAUCCCAAUUGCCAUGGGGCGUGGCCUUGGCCCUCGCUGCUGCACUCCAGGCUGCUGCUGCCCCAUCCGUCAACGUGGGCAUGAACGCUGCGUUCCCACGUGCCCCAUAUCUGCUUGAGCUUCUUGAGACAGCUGCUGGCGAAAACGCGACUUCGUAUUUCCCUCUUCUCGACAAGAUCGCAAGCGGUCACUUCGCAUCGGCUGCGACGGAUGAAGAGUUCUAUACCCAAUUCCUAGAGGUUCUUCAGCAGGAUGGCCAUAUUGCCGGCCUGGAUUCUAUGUCUACGUUCAACCUCGCCCUCUCCCUACGAUCUGCGGCACCACGAAUUGAGGCGCAUUACCAAUACUACUCGACGGCAGUCGAACCAGGGGUUUCGACAGGAGCCAAGGACGAGUGUCCCGAGUGGGCUCUUCUUGAUUCUAAGCAAUACUGCGCGCCGACCCUGACCACGCCGAUCAAGACCGGCCUAACCUCUACGCAGCUCAAGACGUUACCCUUUGACCGAACUCUCGGAGUCGGAAAGGAAGCGAUCCUCUAUGCUGACCCUACGUCUCCUUCUUUUGGCCCAUACCACGAGGCUCUUUCAAAGGCAGCCAAGCGAGGAGAAGUUUCAUACCGGCUGCGAUACCGACGGAGCACUCAUAGUCCAGACGCACCAUUGCCGGUGAGCGGCUAUGGUGUCGAACUCGCCCUGAAAAGAACCGACUACAUCGUCAUCGACGAUCGAGAAGCCGAUCAAGACUCUCAGCAAAAACCCAUCGUCGAGGAUGUGGUCCUGGAUGGCGAGGAGGAGGUCACUGACCUGAAGCCUCUUUCGACCACAGAGCUAUCUUCCCUAGGCUUGAAGGCUGCAUCGUUCAUUCUGAAGAGUGAGAACCCCUUAGAGGCGCUCGUUAAAGCAACACAAGACUUUCCCAAGUUUUCGGCUUCCAUUGCUACCCACGAGGUUUCCGAAGGCUUUGCCAAAGAGCAACAGGCAAACGUCGCUGCGGGUAUUCCGGGUGGCAUCGGAUACCUGUGGAUGAACGGGGUGCGUCUCAUUGAGCGUCAAAUCGAACCUUUCCAGCUUGUGGAAAUGAUCCGCCGUGAACGCAAGCUUAUCAAUGGGGUACGGGAUCUUGGCUUCAAUGGCAAGCAGGCCAUUUCUCUGCUUGGCCACCCAAAGAUUGCUGGAGCCAAAUCGGGAGACGAGCCUAUGAGAUUUGACUGGACAGACCGGUCAGAGGAAGGCAAGGUACUUGUCUGGCUGAACGAUCUUGAAAAUGACGAGCGCUAUGAAUCAUUCCCGAAGGAUUUGACGUCGCUGCUUCAGCGCACCUAUCCCGGUCAGCUGCCCAAGGUGGCUCGUAACAUCUUCCACCUCGUUACACCUGUAGACUUCACGAAUACUGAGGAUCUGACGGCGGCACUCCAGAUCGGCUCAUUCAUGCAACGGGGCAUCACACUAAGAUUUGGACUUGUCCCCUUGACGUCAACCCCCGAGGCUGUUGCUCAAGCCAAGAUUGUGUACUACUUGGUUGAAACCUACGGCGCCGAUGCUCUUAUCGCAUAUCUACAAGCGUGCCAUCAAGGGCCAAGCAAGGAAGCAGAUGAGAGUGCAUUUGCGAAGGCGAUUGAGGGUCUCGAGACAGACUCGACCAGGUUGACCUUUGCUGAGAUCCUUUUGGCAGAGUCUUAUGCUCACCAGGUCAAACUUUCGCAAGCCUGGGUGAGUCGGUUGAAGGCAGACACCCCCGUGCGUCCUAUCUUCUCCAACGGUUUAGCCAUUCCGCGAGAGGACAACUGGGUACAGGCGAUGGGCAUGCGCCUGGGCGAGGAUCAACAAACCGUACAACAGGGUGUGUACCUCGGUACCAUCGAUGAUGAAACAUGGCUUCCGGGGGUGUUCCUCGAGAACGCAGUAGCGGCAAGGAACACUUAUAUCUUCCCCGACGAUGACAAGGCUCUUCGCAUCCUUGAUGUCAGCAAACUCUACACUGAUCACUCCGAUCUCUUCAACGGACUCCCUGUCCUUGAGGCCUCCUCGGAUUCGACUAAGGAGACUUGGGCUCUGCUGAGUGUUAUCGCGGACUUGGAUAGUGAGGAUGGCCAAGAGUUGUUGGUUUCUGCCUUGCAGUUCAAACGCAGCAAUCCAAGUGUUAGACUCGAUCUGGUCCACAAUCCCCCAGCCUCCUCCGGCGCGGCCAAGGUGAACAGUGCCUUGAAGGCAGCGGAAGGAAAGCUUGCCGAGAUUGAAAACAAGAAGCAGUUGAAGACCCUCCUUGUGUCUCAUGAAAGCACCCAAGAUGACGGCUUCUCUAGUGCCUUGGCGAGAUUUCUCCCGGUUGCAAAGGUCCUUCCCGGUACACAGGCUCUUGUCCUCAACGGUCGUCUUGUUGGCCCCAUCAACUCUGGUGACUCCUUCGGGGCGGAUGACUUCCAGCAGCUCCUCGCCUUCGAACAAACCAGCAGGAUUCUUCCCGUUUAUGGUGCUAUUGAGGAGCUUGGAUUCAGUGAUAAGCUCACUGACCCCAUCGCCGCCGCAAAGCUCACCUCUAUCACUGCUCUCUCCACCAUUUCUGAACUCCCCGAGGGCAUAUUCGAUUCUGCACCCGCCGUGCGAAGCACACCCUAUAACACCUGGAUCUCGACGCACACUGCGAUCGAGGUGGGUGACGCGGAAACGGCAAGCAUUCACAUUGUCGGUCUCCUGAAUCCUGCUAGCGAGCAGGGUCAGAGAUGGGCUCCCAUUCUCAAGGUCCUGUCGGAGCUGGAUGGCGUGUACUUGAAGCUCUUCAUCAACCCUCGGGAUGUGGUUGCAGAACUUCCGGUCAAGCGAUUCUUCCGGUAUGUCUUGGAUUCAAAGCCUUUUUUCGAUGAGGCCGGCAACGUCAAGGGGCCAAAGGCUAUCUUCAAGGGUCUCCCAUCGGAAGCUCUCCUCACGGCAGGCAUGGACGUUCCUCCUGCGUGGCUCGUGGCCGCUAAGGACUCGGUUCAAGACCUCGACAACAUCAAGCUGAGCUCCGUCAAGGGAGACGUCGACGCCACGUACGAGCUCGAGCACAUCCUCAUUGAAGGCCACUCCCGAGAGAACAAGCGAGGCGCCCCGAAGGGUGCCCAGGUGGUGCUGUCGACAGAAAAGGACCCUCUCCUGGAGGACACGAUUGUCAUGGCCAACCUAGGAUAUUUCCAGUUCAAGGCCAACCCUGGAUUCUACAACAUUCAAUUGAAGGAGGGUCGCAGCACCGAAAUCUUCGAAAUCGAGAGCGUCGGUGCCAUGGGUUACUCUGCCGUUCCAGGAGACGAGGGCACCGACGUCGCGCUUAUGGACUUCAAGGGAACUACGCUAUACCCCCGUGUCAACCGAAAGCCCGGCAUGGAGGAGGCUGAAGUGCUCGAGGAACCCGAUGAUGAGGGUGGCAUUGUUGCCCAGGGUCUCAAAUUCGCAGAGAGCAUCCUCGGCGGUGGCAAGUCGGCCAAGGCCAUCUCAGCCAAGGAGCACGCGGAGAUCAACAUCUUCUCCGUGGCAAGUGGACACUUGUACGAGCGCAUGCUCAACAUCAUGAUGGUUUCCGUCAUGCGCAACACUAAGCACACGGUCAAGUUCUGGUUCAUUGAGCAGUUCCUGUCGCCCUCGUUCAAGGAGUUCAUCCCACACAUGGCGGCCGAGUACGGGUUCAAGUACGAGAUGGUGACGUACAAGUGGCCGCACUGGCUGCGACAGCAGAAGGAGAAGCAGCGCGAGAUCUGGGGCUACAAGAUCUUGUUCCUGGACGUGCUGUUCCCGCUGUCGCUCGACAAGGUCAUCUUCGUCGACGCGGAUCAGAUCGUGCGCACCGACAUGAUUGACCUCGUCAACCACGACCUUGAGGGCGCGCCGUACGGCUUCACGCCCAUGUGCGACUCGCGCACCGAGAUGGAGGGCUUCCGGUUCUGGAAACAGGGCUACUGGGCCAACUACCUGCGUGGGCUUCCGUAUCACAUCUCGGCCCUCUACGUCGUCGACCUGCACCGCUUCCGCCAGCUCGCAGCCGGCGAUCGCCUGCGCCAGCAAUACCACGCACUGUCGGCUGAUCCCAACAGCCUCUCUAACCUCGACCAAGACUUGCCCAACCACAUGCAGUUCCAGAUCCCCAUCCACAGCCUACCGCAGGACUGGCUCUGGUGCGAGACGUGGUGCAGCGACGAGUCCCAGCCCAGCGCCCGCACCAUUGAUCUAUGCAACAACCCGCAGACCAAGGAGCCUAAGCUGGACCGCGCCCGCCGCCAAGUCCCCGAAUGGACCGUGUACGACGACGAGAUUGCCGCCCUCGACCGCCGCCGCAAGGGCCUCCCCUCUUCUGGUGAUGCUUCAGACAAGGGCAAGGCGGAGAGCAACACCAAGAGCCGUAACUGGGAGGAGGAGAAGCCGGGGCAUACCAUAGAUGAGCUGUAGACGUAGCAAACUGUUGAAUAGUAUAAGUUGAGAUAGAACAUAUGUAGAAUAAUACUGUC
Messenger RNA from Ilyonectria robusta, 4698 nucleotides. RefSeq names its product UDP-glucose:glycoprotein glucosyltransferase-domain-containing protein. The record is from RefSeq and is a predicted model, not a curated record. The transcript has 4 exons. Bases 215 to 4639 code for a protein of 1474 amino acids. Gene Ontology annotation, molecular function: UDP-glucose:glycoprotein glucosyltransferase activity. Gene Ontology annotation, cellular component: endoplasmic reticulum. NCBI's taxonomy places the organism in Eukaryota, Fungi, Ascomycota, Sordariomycetes, Hypocreales, Nectriaceae.